Messenger RNA from Prorocentrum cordatum, 852 nucleotides. The record is from the annotation of a GenBank genome assembly. Lineage: Eukaryota; Dinophyceae; Prorocentrales; Prorocentraceae.
AUGAUCUCGCCCGCGCGCGCGGCGGGCCGCGGGGCCGCCUGGACGCGCUGGCUCGUCGCGGCCCCGCCGCUGCUGCCCGGCGCGGCGUCGCCUCGCCCCGGCAGCGGAGCGCGGGCGGCGGGCCGCCGCCCAUGCGGGUCGCAGUCGGCGUUCCUGGGCAUCACUGGGGACAAGGAGAGGAGCAGAUUGCCCAAAAGCUUGCGGACGUCGACCGCGAGGGCCUCUGGGACACCGGGGGACCGGCUGCCCCGCGACGUUCGCGGCUCCUUGUCGGACGCCUCGCGGGUGCGCUUUGUGGGUUGGCUGGGCCACGGCGUGACGAAGGGCAAGGCGGCCAUCGUGCAGCUGUUCACUGCCGAGGAGGCGGACGCGAUCAUCGGCUGCAUGGACACUGACGGGCAGCGGGCGGGCGUCAUGAGCGCAGCGAAGACAGCUCAGCUGUACGUGGGCCGCGUCAACACUUCCCGGCACCUGAUCGCGGACCAGAGGCUGGCCGACCGCUUGUUCCGGAGGUUUCAGAAGUGCACCGUGGAGGAGGAGGACCCCGACGGCGCCGCCCCGGUGCCGUUCCUCUCCUUGAUGCGCUUCGGGGAGCAGGUGGUGGCUGUGAACGAGCGCAUCCGCCUCGUGACCACAGGCAGUGGCGGCGAGCACCAGAAGCACGCAGACAUCAACGGGGGGGAGCCGUCGGAGGACGGCCGGCGCGUCUCGAGGCUGACCUUCCAGUGCUACUUCAACCCCGAGGCCUACGAAGGGGGCCAGUUCCAGCUCCACCCACAGGGCGGCGCGGGGCCGGUGGACGUGCCCACCCGGAAGGGCUGCGCGGUGGUGUUCGUGAGGACCCCGAGCUGA